Amphiprion ocellaris (clown anemonefish) is the source of this 2977-nucleotide messenger RNA. RefSeq names its product receptor-interacting serine-threonine kinase 3 (gene ripk3). The record is from RefSeq and is a predicted model, not a curated record. Gene Ontology annotation, molecular function: JUN kinase kinase kinase activity; ATP binding. The transcript has 14 exons. Gene Ontology annotation, biological process: protein phosphorylation. The coding region runs from base 305 to 1750 and encodes 481 amino acids. Lineage: Eukaryota; Metazoa; Chordata; Actinopteri; Pomacentridae.
GAGGGAAAAAAGCCCCGCAGCAAACCGAAACUAAAAACACACGGAGGGAGCUGAUCCGGCAGAGAAGCUGCUGUUGACCUCCGACAGCCUCAUCUGGAGGCUUGGUGCGCCUCAAGUGUGCGUCGAAGUGGAUCCAAAAAGGCCAGAAGCAGAAGUACAACGAGGAUUUCUGGGACGGAUCUGGGCUGCACGUUUCACUUCUGCUUUCACAGAGAGAGAGUAGAAAGCCGGUGAAUGAGGAGGGAGGAUUUACAGUCGCUUUGCUUGGACGAUGAGGCAGAAGAGAAGAUCCCUCAGGUGAACCAUGGCUAAGAGUAACAGUCCUGCUCCAGUGGUGAUUGGAGAAUCCUCCCUGAAGGGCUGGACAGAGAUUGGUGAGGGCGGUUUUGGAAAAAUUUACAAGGCCAGGCACCAUCGGUGGUGCUGCGAUGUGGCCAUUAAGCUGCUUCGCUACGACGACGGGAACAGCUCGUCUUUGCUGCGUGAGGUCGAGAUGAUGUGUCUGGGAAAAAACCCGUACGUUAUCCAGGUCCUCGGGAUCUUUGAAGGCCGACCGCCCUUCAAUGAAUCGUGGACACAGCUGGGGCUGGUCAUGGAGUUCAUGGAUAGUGGAUCACUGGCCUCCCUGCAGAAAACCUUGAACAGACCCCCUCCCUGGCCGCUGGCCUUCAGGCUGGUUCACCAGGUGGCUCUGGGCAUCAACUUCCUCCACAGUCUCACUCCUGCUCUGCUUCACCUGGACCUGAAGCCCAGCAAUGUGCUGCUAGACUCCUCUCUGAACGCCAAGCUCACCGACUUCGGCCUGGCCAGGAUUUCCCACAGCAGCACACGGACCUCUAAGAAGGGCAGCGAGGAGGAAGGAGGAACUCUCGACUAUAUGCCACCGGAAGCCUUUAGCACCUCGUACUGCCCAACACGGGCCUCUGAUAUCUACAGCUACGGCAUCCUGCUGUGGUCCAUUGUCACUGGGAAACAACCAUAUCCACAUGCUUUCUCCAGCGUCGUGAAAUUCCGUAUCCCUCGGGGCGACCGGCCGUUGCUGGAUGAAAUCAGACGUCAGGCUGCAGGAUGUGCAGGUCUGUCGGUGCUGAUGGAGCUCAUGAUGAAAUGCUGGUCGGGAAUACCCUCAGAAAGACCGUCCAGCUUUGAGUGCGCAACCAUGACGGAGGAGCUGUUUAAGAUGCACAAACAUGCGCUUUUAGAGGCUGUCCGUCAAGUGCAGGAUCAACUGAGCAGAAAAGAAGACGACGACUUAAGACGUCGGAUGCAGAGAGUUGGAGUUACUGAAGCUUCAGUGAGUUUCAGAGGUCCGGCUGGGAGCGACAACGUGCCGACGGGGCCGUCGCCGGUUCAGGAAAUGGCUGACGGUUUCACAAACCACAGAGAGAAGACAAAACUCAGAGCUUCACCUCCUCCUGCUGGUCCGUUUCAUGGCCGGGUUAGUCCAGCAGACAGCAGACUGAAGCCGUCCUCUGUUCAUCCCAUUCACUCGUCUCCAUCGUCGCCUUCCACCAGCCGCUCGGCUAAAGGAAGAGCAGCGAAAAGCUUCCUGAAGGAAGACCUGCAGCACUAUCAGCGUCAGCUCUCCAGCCCCGGCACUUUCUCCGACCAUCCGUCCCCAGCGAGGAACGUUAACAUCAACAUCAGCAACGGGGUCGGAGUCCAGAUUGGCAACAACAACACAAUGCAUAUCUGCGAUGCCGCCUACUUCUCUGAGAGGAGGAAGCGACACCCGACAGCGCCUCAGUGAUCGAAGAGUUCUCAACUUUCUUUAUUUAGGGUCCGAGCACCGAAUGGUGCAAAGAUCUUUGAAACCCAGGGGUUCAACAUUUUCAUUCUUAGUCUGUCUUUUUAAAUUGCAGAAACUCUGCUCCCACUUUAGGACACAGGAAGUGUUGUCUGACGGGCCUGUACAUGCAUCAGUCUGCCUCAAACUUUACAUAUUUGAUCAGAGUCCAGCCCUCAUAACAUCCAUAGGCUGAAAUACACUCUCAGUUACAGCACCACCUGGUGGACAUGCUUGGAUUAGCUCCUCAGCAAGGAUGCGAGGACCCGACCAACGUUUGCAGCCUUAAUUUUAUUUUUUUUCUCUCCGAAUGCUUGACUGAGCUGCUUUUAUUUUUAAUACUUUUGUUCUUAUGUUGUUUUUCAAGUCUGAGCAGGAUUCAGGAGGCAUUUUAGUACAAAAAAUGUAUUUUUAAAAUUUUUUUCUGCUUUUGUUGGACAGUUUGAGCCCAGUAACACCUCACACCUCCCUUCUGCCUCAUCAGCAACAUGAACAUGAGCCAAGUCUGCUCAUAUGGUUUCAUCUUUUUCACCAACAAAUGGAGCCAGCUCACCGUCAGGCGCCAAAAAAUGCCUGAACACACUGACUAUUAUUCAGAACGGCUCAAUAUGUGCUUUAAAACCUGUUCUCUGGUGCAUUUUGGGUUCAUUUUAACCUAAAACGCACAUUAAAAAGUGACAGAAGCUCAUUAUUUUAAUUCAUUCACCUUCAUGUGCUCUGAAAUACUCCAGAUAUACUGUGUAUAUGUGUGUUUUUAUGCAUUAAUUUGGUCACUUCAUGGUACUUUUGUGAGUGCAGCCAAGAAAGUUUUUAUUUUAUUAUUGUACAUUUAUUAAAAAUGGAUUUUCUAAAAGAAAAAAGGUUGAAUUGUAACUCAGGUGUGCAUUAAACGGCAUGUCAGUGUUGAAUAUUUCACCCAGUCAAAACGAAGCGUAGCUUCAGUGAAGUUCAGGAACAAAUAAUGAAAUAUUUUAUUUGUCGUAUUGUUUGGCAUAAAAUCUUGUAUCUUAAAAAAAGGAAUCUGGUGUUUGUUUACUUUUCAUCUACUGGGUAAAUCUACAAGUGUUUUCUUUUUUCUGUAAAUCUUUAAAAACUAUUUCCUAAAACAUCUGCUCACUGUAGUUUUAUCAAAAAGAACAACUGUAAAAUAACAAUUAGACAAAUACAAUUAAAAUCAAUUCAUCAUCAUCA